This is a messenger RNA of Thrips palmi, 1399 nucleotides long. RefSeq names its product leucine-rich repeat-containing protein 59. Gene Ontology annotation, molecular function: protein binding. Lineage: Eukaryota; Metazoa; Arthropoda; Insecta; Thysanoptera; Thripidae. The coding region runs from base 155 to 1201 and encodes 348 amino acids. The transcript has 7 exons. The record is from RefSeq and is a predicted model, not a curated record.
GAGGAGACGAGGAGAAGAUAGAGAUAGGGAUAGUGUUAGUUGUCAACGUCAAACGAUUGAUCCGGGUCCGGCACUAGACGAACAGCGGCUUUUUCUGCAACUGCAACCGAAAAUCGUACUCUCAAACUUGCAAAGCAGUUCAAUUUUAUGCAGAAUGGCCUCCCAAGCUAAGCUUCGUGAGAAUGUUGUCGAUGGCAACAAGCUGGACCUUAGCAUGUCAAGCCUCACUGAGGUUCCAGUCAAGGAUAUAGGUGCAAUAAAAAAGGCUACGAGUUUGGAUUUAUCUAACAACCAACUGACCAUCUUACCGCCGUCUUUUUGUACAUUGACAUACCUUAUAGAGUUGGAUUUGAGCAAAAAUUUGUUGCGAGAACUACCUGAAUCCUUUGGUAGCCUAACAAACCUGAGACGUUUAGACUUGUAUGGAAAUCAGCUCACUCAUUUGCCCUUAAGCUUUUGCCAUCUAAAGGCACUUCGUUGGCUGGACCUAAAAAACAACCCCCUUGUGCCAACAUUAGCUGAUAUUGCUGGCCCCUGUGGAGACACUCAGCAGUGUCAACAAUGUGCUCGUAAUGUAGUAGCAACUCUAGCACAAACUGCUAUUAAGGUGGAAGAGGAUAGGCAGAGAUUGCUGCAGGAGAAAUUACGAGAGCAAGAACAAAUUGAGCAGGAAUAUUUGAUGAAAAAGAAGCAGCUUGAUUCAGAAGACAAAAAGUCCAAGAAAAAGUCCAAAAAGGGCAAAAUUGAAAAACAAGCACAAGUUAGCGCUGAAACAGUUAAAACAUCUGUACCACAGGCAACUGAAGGCAAACCAAAGCAGUCACAAAAACACCCCAAUAAAAUUCAAAAGCCAACCGGUUUCUUAUGUGGUAUUUUAUUACAUAUAUUCCGAGCCUUUCUUCUGCUGUGUGCUCUAGCGUUGGCCGUCUUUGUAGGCAGUGUUCUUUUUGCUGCUUAUGAUCGCAAAUGGUUCUUCGAGAUUGCAAGGAGUUACAACUUCAUACCAGAUGAUCUCACCAGUUUUAUAUUGUUCUUUGGGAGACAAGUUGAGUACACUCUCAAGCACCCAACUGUCAAGGAAAUGAAAUCCCAACUGACAGCAUGCUUUCAAUCAAUAGUAGCCAGUAUUCUGCACAUCUAUAAAACGAUAUGCCAAGAAUUUCCUGCCUACUACGAUGUGAUUAAAAACAGAUUUUCAUGAAAACUUACUGGCACCAGCUACAGCUACUCUUCAUAACUGAACCUUUCUGCACUGCUGUUCGGUACUGUUUUCCUUAGAUACUGCAUUCAUCAACAAGCUGCAUGAGAUCAUGUUUAAAUUACUAAGUAACAAUACAAGAAAAUUUUAUUGUGAAAAAUAAAAAUUUGUCAAAUUGGUGAAAUAAACAUGAACUACGGA